Molecule: messenger RNA, 1050 nt
Organism: Rhodofomes roseus
Lineage: Eukaryota; Fungi; Basidiomycota; Agaricomycetes; Polyporales; Fomitopsidaceae
Product: TFIID-18kDa-domain-containing protein
Exons: 3
Coding region: 1-1050 (349 amino acids)
Biological process (GO): transcription by RNA polymerase II
Cellular component (GO): SAGA complex
Molecular function (GO): protein heterodimerization activity; transcription coregulator activity
Source: RefSeq, a predicted model, not a curated record
AUGUCGACGGCCAAGAAGGCGUUCUUCGACGCGGGCACGCGCGAGUACAAGUACUCGCAAGAGAUCUCGCAGAUGAUGUUCGUCUUCGGCGAGGUGCAGGACCCGAACCCGGAGACUGUCAAUUUGGUCGAGGAUAUCAUCCGGAGCCAGAUUAUUGAGCUUAUCGUACAGGCGCGCGCGCUGGCUACGCGCCGGGGUGCACGAUACUUGUCCGCGGAAGACCUCAUCUUUCUUAUUCGCCACGAUCGAGCGAAGGUCAAUCGACUGAGAACAUAUUUAUCCUGGAAAGACGUUCGGAAGCACGCAAAGGACUCCGGAGGGGAUGGUGGUGGCGGUGUUGAGGUCGAGAACCUUGAGGACGGUGCAGACGACAAACUCACAGCCAAGGCUCAGAAGAUCACCAUCAAGCUGCCCUGGGAGAUUAUGACAAUAUACUCAGACGUUAUACAGACCGACGACGAAGAGGACGAGGACGACAUUGAGGCACACGAGGCCUCUGUCCAGCGUCUCAAAGAGGCGGACGACGCUACGCGACAGAUGACACGAGAAGAGUACCAGCAUUACUCCGACUGCCGACAAGCCUCCUUCACCUACCGCAAGGCGAAGCGCUUCCGCGAGUUCCUCAACCUCCCAGUAUCACUCGACCUCAAGCAGAAUGAUGACACCGUCGAUAUCGUCGGUUUCCUCGCCUUCGAAAUGGUGCGCUCUCUGACGAUCGCCGGUUUGGAAGUCAAGAAGUCGCUAGAGGAGUCGUACCUGCGCGAGGUCGUGCACACCGCCUCGCCCGUACUGGGCAAGCGGAAGGCCGGCGGGGGGCUUGGUGGGGACUCGAAGCGGAUGCGCAGGGAGGACUCUCCGGACAGGGACAACGAAUCGCCACUUCCGACGUGUUCGCUAUUCCUUCCACCUCCCGAAGCGCGAACAGCGUUACGGCCGGAACAUAUCCAGGAUGCCUUCGGCAGGAUGCAGACUGACUGGGCGCACCGCCGCUCAGCUGGUAUGCGCAACUGGAGGGGUGGCCUUGUUCGGACUACUGUCAGCCUCAUCUAG